Molecule: messenger RNA, 2295 nt
Organism: Ictalurus punctatus (channel catfish)
Lineage: Eukaryota; Metazoa; Chordata; Actinopteri; Siluriformes; Ictaluridae
Product: transmembrane protein 17A
Exons: 4
Coding region: 196-864 (222 amino acids)
Biological process (GO): non-motile cilium assembly
Cellular component (GO): ciliary transition zone
Source: RefSeq, a predicted model, not a curated record
GUUAAGCACCCAGAAUAUAGUUGGCACAUGUUUAAUCAGAAUCCAGAUGAAGCAUAUGCAAGACUAAUGCUAAUCCCCUGUCAAGGGGAUUUAAUCUGGUUAGCGUUUAGCCAUCUGUCUCUAAUCUCAGCUGACACAAGACAAAGGCUCAGAGGGGUGAAGUGCAGCAUGGCUGAGUGAUUCUGUUAGGCCACCAUGCCAGUGUUUUACAGCCCGAUACCCCAGAAUCUGAGAGUGGGUCUGGCAAACGCCAGUAGUGCCAUAUUUAUCAACAACAAAACAAGAGAUAGCGGUUAUCUGGGGGGACAUGGCGUUGAGAAUGAAGGUGAGUUUUCCAGCAAGGUUUCAUCUCACCUGCCUCUGCAGAUGCUUCUCUACUUCAAUAUGUUCUUCUUUCCUUUCUGGUGGCUCUCCGAGAUUGUCAUGCUGGACUUAAAGUUCACCCUACUGCCUGGAUACUACCAGUGUCUGAUGGUGGGUGGAAUGGUAAUAAUUAGCGCACUUGAGGUUCUCCGUGUGUACCUCGGCUACGUUGGGAACCUGAAAGAAAAGGUCCCGGAGCUUGCUGCUUUCUUGCUGAUCUCUUUAGCCUUCCAGCUGCCCAUCCUCCUCUUCUUCCUCACCGAUGAAGGCCUGAUCGUCCUCCCUCUGGAGCAAGCAGUGCACGCUCUGUAUCUGGCCUUCCUCCUGGGCGAGGUGUUGUCUUCAUUUGUGGCUCUGAGGGUCAUGACCAGGAAACUCACGCUGCAGUUCCACCUCAGGCAGUUCAGGCCUGUAGACACAUCCUCUAUGUUCAGCUUCUCUUGUGGAAACAGGAGUGUGUUACCGGUUCUCCCUACGCUCAGAGACGCCCAACCAAAGUGAUUAGACAUAGGUGCUGUGUUUCAUUUGAAGUUACCUGUCUCACUGGGCAGCAUUCGGACUGUAAAGGAACCCUGAAAGGCAUUGUAUUUGAGUCAUCAUUCAUCAUAACUUUUACCUCUGUGUCUAUGAAAACAGUUUAUUCCUAAGGAGGCUGGGAAUAUUAGUUUAUUCAGUUUUUCUCUUUAUAAUUUUUUUUAAAUAUUAAGGAAGGACAUUAAAUCGAAAAGUUCCCAGUUUAAACACUGGGUGUCACUAUCAACCGGACCAGCUUCCCUUCUCUUCUUUCCGCUUUUCAGAAACAAUACUGAAAAAAAUAUAUAGUAAUCUCACGUUAAUGUUACAGAGAUUCAAAGUAGACAUAAAUACCAAGGAACAAAAAAGAAUACAAAUACAGACUGGAAUAUCUAAGGUAGGAAUGGAGUAAUCAGGGAAUAUAAGUAGAGAGUCAAAUCUGUUAUAAAAUCUUGAUGAAACUGACUAUUUCCUGUGAACUUUGUAAAAACAGGCCUAAAAAAAAAAAAAAAAACCCUGUAAAAACUGUCAUUUGCCGACUUAAACUGAAAUGCAAUUGAAUAAACCUGGCCUUUACAUAUUGUGUACAUAUUAUUAGGACACAUAAAAUAUCUCCAGAUUUAUUUCUCCAGUCGGAGAAAAAUUUUGGCACCCUGCUCUCUUGCUAUGUUAAACUGUGUAAUACAUAUCAUGACCACAUGGGGGCGGAAUUAAACAAUUACACUUACAGCAAAACCCUACUGCCACAAAGCAUUCAUGGGAUGACUCAUCACGCUAGUUCUCAUGCGGCACACACACACACACACACACACACACACACACACACAAACUGCAGUAGGGAAUACCACUAGUGUCUGUGUUAAUCAUAGUAAAACCUUUAGUAGUAUGUGAGAAUGUGUUCUCUUUUUUUUCUUUUUUUUUUACUUGACAACUUUAGUACUAUGUAAAUACAGGUAUGUUGGGGGAAAAAAGGAGAUCCUCACAAAAAACACACACAAAAACACUUGACAUGGUGCUUUAUAACAGCCAGAGGUCAAGCUGUAACUUUAAGUUUUCUGCCAUGGGAAUGUCUUCAGGACAGAGGACUUUUUUUUUUUUUUUUUUUUUUUUUUUUAAUUAUUAUUAUUUUUUAAAUUUUGCGGUUUAUUGGCAAGAUGACAACCUGACUUUUUGUGAUAUUAACUUAAGAGAGAGAGAAAUAUAGAGGCUGGUGAUGGAACUGCUCUUUGUAGCUGCUAUAACGUAAGUGAUAACAGGGACUAACUUGUUUUGUGGACCUUCCGAAACAUUCAGCAUGAAUAAACUGCUAAAAAACAUACAGUGUGUCAUUCUUUAAUAAAUAAAAAUGGUAAUCAGUGGGCAAAUUCUACGAGAAAGUCUAAGAGGAAUGAAAUACUUCAUGACAUGCUGUUAUAAGGU